Molecule: messenger RNA, 378 nt
Organism: Zingiber officinale
Lineage: Eukaryota; Viridiplantae; Streptophyta; Magnoliopsida; Zingiberales; Zingiberaceae
Exons: 1
Coding region: 1-378 (125 amino acids)
Source: RefSeq, a predicted model, not a curated record
AUGGCGCACGUAGGCAUCUUCGUCGGCCGAAAAGUCAACUCGACCUCCUCCUCGAGCGUCCACAUAGACGGCGGAGCUACCACUUCCGCUGCCGGCUUCGGCUCAAACUGCGGCCUCCGCCUCAGGAAGCUGAUGAGGAAGCUCAGGAAGCAGAGCAAAAAACUGUGCGCGGCCACGAAACCCACCACCUUCCGCUUCCAUUAUGAUCCCUUGAGCUACUCCAGAAACUUCGAUGGCAGUGGGUUCGGGACGGAGAUCGACGAUGACUCCUUUGAGAGUUUUUACUACUCUUUCUCGUCGAGGUUCGUCGACUGUACAUCCUCCUGCAGGAUGCCUGGUUCUGAGCUUGUAAGCAGCAGCAACAAACUCGAGAUCUGA